Molecule: messenger RNA, 468 nt
Organism: Batrachochytrium dendrobatidis JAM81
Lineage: Eukaryota; Fungi; Chytridiomycota; Chytridiomycetes; Rhizophydiales
Exons: 2
Biological process (GO): nucleobase-containing compound metabolic process
Cellular component (GO): cytoplasm
Molecular function (GO): ATP binding; nucleoside diphosphate kinase activity; AMP kinase activity
Source: RefSeq, a predicted model, not a curated record
GUUCAUGCUGGCUCUCUCAUUCGAAAUGCUAUUGAAAAAAAAACUACUAUUGGAAUUCAAGCACAGGCCUAUUUGGACCGUGGUCAUCUUGUUCCAGAUGAUAUUAUCAUUUCCUUGGUUUUAUCACGCUUACAGAAUGAAUCAGAUGUCAUUGAACGUGGGUAUGUGUUGGAAGGUUAUCCUCGUACACGCGAACAGGCUUCAUACAAUCUAAAAAAGACAUGCUCCUCAUGUUUCAUGCUUUUAGUCGUUUUUGAUAUUCCAGAUGAAAUGGUCAUCAAUCGAGUGACGGGCUUACGUCAUGACCCUAUUACUGGAAAAACAUACCACAUCAAAUAUGAUCCACCACCUAAAAAUGCUCUUAUUGAAGACCGUCUAACCAGGCGACAGUCCGAUACCGAGACUGCUACUCAGGCUCGUUUGAAUCUUUAUCGUCAACACAUUCAUGGCGUACUCGCCUAUUUUAAA